Messenger RNA from Arabidopsis lyrata subsp. lyrata, 1270 nucleotides. RefSeq names its product NEP1-interacting protein 1. The coding region runs from base 396 to 1106 and encodes 236 amino acids. The record is from RefSeq and is a predicted model, not a curated record. NCBI's taxonomy places the organism in Eukaryota, Viridiplantae, Streptophyta, Magnoliopsida, Brassicales, Brassicaceae. The transcript is spliced from 5 exons.
UCCUUCUCUCAAGCAUUGAAAUGAUAAAAACAUUGCAGUGGUGUUUUGAACAUCGAUCUUGACAGGCAAACCCUAGAUUUUACCUCACCUACUCGAGGUUAAAAAAUUUAAAGGAAACGACGACCGAAAGCUUUAAUUGCAAGUAGGCCAGACAUCGGAUCUUCUCUCUUAAGGGCUAAGCAAAACCCAUCUCUCCUCUUUCUUCUAUCUUCUUUCUCAUCUCUCUCUCUCUCUCUCUCUCUCUCUCUCUCUCUCUCUCUCUCUCUCUCUCUCUCUCUCUCUUCUCUUGUAUAAGCUCCACUGAGCUCUGUUUUCGUUUUUACCGUAGAUUGUUUCGAGUCUCUUUCUCUAUAUAUUUUCACCAGCCUUUAAUCUUUGGAGGGUUCUGUAAAAAAAUGGCAUCUUCUAGAUUCCAAUCUGGGUUUUGUCCUAUCUCUUCGUGUCCUUCUCUUGGGAAUUUCGUGGAAAGGAUUAAAGACGCAUGUCGUUUCACCCUCUCCGCUGUUUUAGGGACAAUUCUCUCGGCGAUCUUGACUUUCUUCUUCGCAUUAGUGGGCACACUGCUUGGAGCACUUACUGGAGCCUUGAUAGGCCAAGAAACCGAGAGUGGAUUCAUCCGAGGAGCAGCAGUUGGAGCCAUUUCAGGAGCUGUUUUCUCUAUCGAAGUCUUUGAAUCAUCUCUUGUUCUCUGGAAAUCUAAUGAGUCACGUUUUGGAUGUCUCCUCUACUUGAUUGAUGUCAUUGUUAGUCUAAUAAGUGGUAGACUUGUGCGGGAACGAAUAGGUCCAGCGAUGCUAAGCGCUGUUCAAAGUCAGAUGGGAGCUGUGGAUACAACUUUCGAAGAGCUCUCGAGUAUUUUCGAUACCGGUGGCUCAAAGGGGUUAACAGGAGAUUUGGUCGAUAAAAUACCUAAAAUCAAGAUCACUGGCAAGAACAACUUAGAUGCUUCUGGCAACAAAGACUCAUGUUCUGUUUGUCUUCAGGAUUUUCAACUUGGUGAAACGGUGAGAAGCUUGCCACAUUGUCAUCACAUGUUUCACUUGCCUUGCAUAGACAAUUGGCUCUUCAGGCACGGAUCUUGUCCAAUGUGUAGACGCGAUCUGUAAUCUUCUUUCUUACCAUUUGCACAGUCUCUCCCUCUCUCUUCUUCUUCUUCUUCUUCUUGUAUGGCUGGUCGUAAUCAUGUGGUUAGUCUCUAUAUGUACAAAGAAAUGGAAAAAAGAAAAAAAGUUUUGAAUCAAGUUGAUCUUAACCAAACCCAUUAAAUUCA